AUGUAUACUCCAUUCCUCCUUCUCAUCAUCCUCGUUAUCUUUACCACCUUCUCUUACUCCUCGUACGCCGCGGAUUUCUGCGUGGCAGAUCUAACCGCUCAACGAACGCCUUACGGUUACCCAUGCAAAAACUCGUCCAGUGUCACCUCAACCGACUUCGUUUUCUCCCGUUUUGUCACCCAGGGAAACACCACCAACCCCAACAAGCUGUCCUUGGUCCGAGCCUUCGUCGACGACUUCCCGGCCCUCAACGGGCUGAACCUGGCCGCGGUGCGGGUGGACAUGGAGCCGGACGGCGUCGUCCCUCUCCACAGCCACCCGUCCUCGUCGGAGAUGGUGUUCGUCGUGGAAGGGAGCGUCACCGUGGGGUUCAUCUCCGGCCUGGACUCCAACAUCAUGUACGCCAACAAGCUGAGCAAAGGGCAGGUGAUGGUUAUUCCACAAGGGUUUCUUCAUUUCCAGCACAACAGCGGGAGUUCGAACGCCGUUCUCUUCGUCUCUUUUGCGAGCUCGGAUCCUGGUGUGCAGUUUGUUACAAGUGCGUUGUUUAGGAACCGUUUCCCGUCUUUCCUCGUGGAGAAGACUACUGGGAUUAGUCAGGCGGAAGUGCGGCAGCUCAAAGCUCGUCUUGGUGGCACUGGAUGA
Messenger RNA from Linum tenue, 645 nucleotides. NCBI's taxonomy places the organism in Eukaryota, Viridiplantae, Streptophyta, Magnoliopsida, Malpighiales, Linaceae. The record is from the annotation of a GenBank genome assembly.